Cotesia congregata is the source of this 549-nucleotide messenger RNA. The record is from the annotation of a GenBank genome assembly. NCBI's taxonomy places the organism in Eukaryota, Metazoa, Arthropoda, Insecta, Hymenoptera, Braconidae.
AUUUAGGUUUUAUUGGUGAUCGCUGGUACUGCACUCGCCCAAAAUCAAUAUCAGGGCCGCCAGCAACAACAAUACCAAGAUGAUGAUCAACAGAGACCGCAAAACAAUGACAGGCAGCAAUUCAGCACAACAACGUUUAUUCCAAUCUUGCAGUGGAAUAAAGAGCAGGAACAUGAUGGAACAUACCGAGCAAGCUAUGAGACUGGCAACAAUAUAAUCUCUGAAGAGAGUGGAUACAUCAAGAGUUCAGGCGAGGGUGAAGACAAGAUCGAAUCACUGGUACAAAUGGGAAGCUACUCUUACACAAGCCCUGAAGGUCAAUUAAUUUCUGUGCAUUACACUGCUGAUGAAACUGGAUUCCACCCCGUUGGUGACCAUAUUCCAACACCACCACCAGUCAGCGAAGAAAUCCAAAAAGGACUGGAUCUUAUUUACGCUGGGAUCAGAAAGCAACAGGAAGAGUCAGCACAUGAACAACAGUUGAAACAACAACAACCUUACAACCAACAGAUCGACAGACACGAAGACAACAAAAAAUACCGUCUGUAA